GUAUGACUCCGACUCCGAGUCGGCGGAUGCGCCAGAUCGCACCGAUUGCCCGAAGAAAGCGGAGGAGGUGCCGGUGACGGAGGUGCCCGUGGCCGCUGCGCGUUGUGCUGCGGUGUUGCUAGAUUGUAGCCCGAAGAAAGCGGAUGACGAGGUGCCAGUGACAGAGGUGGCCGUGGCGGGUGCAGCACGCUGCGCUGCAGUCUUGCUAGGGCGAGAACGCGCCAAGGAGAAAAGCUGCACCAAAGGCACACGAGCGGACGACAAGUCAGGGCAAAGGUUAAGCACCAGGCUGGUGCACUUGCAGCGUCGAAGCCCUCCUGUGGCGUUUGUCUCCAGGCAGCAGCCGGUUUUUGCCCAUUGGGAAUUCCACCAGGAUGGCGCGGCCGCGGGCUUCCAAGCUUUGACGGCAGGCUUCUCCAACUACGUGUGGAAGGCCACCUGGGAGGAUCGACCUCUGGUAGUGAAAUGCUUCACAGAUCUGGUGUUGCUGCGGAUCGAGAUGCACGCCGUGGGCGCCAUGGAUCAGUUGGCCAGUCGCUGUCGCGUGGGGCCAAAAGUGCACAGCUGCUGCCACCUGGGAAUGGUCAUGGACUUCCUACCCGGCGACAUACUGCAGGAGGCAGAUGUCCACUGUGGGAACUGGAAGCUCUUGGAUCAGAUCGCUGCACGUUUGUUUGACUACCACAGGCAAGAAGUCCCCGCGGCCGCGGUGGGUGAACCGAUGCUGUGGAGAACCAUGGAGAAGAUGCUGCUGGUGGUGGACGAUGAGAGUCUCCCCAGCUCUCUGCCGCCUCUGGCCGAGCUCCGCGCCGAGAUCGCGCGCGCGCGGGAGGCCUUGGAGGCCUUGGAACCCAAGGUGGUGUGUGGCCACGGUGACUUCAAGCCCUCCAACGUUUUAGAGCAUCAAGGAGAGGUUUGGCUGAUUGAUUUCGAACUUGGAGGCCCAAAUUAUCGCGGCUUCGACUGGAUGAAAUUGUUCCGCCGUCCCGAAGGGGUUUCCCAGAAGGACCUGGAACACUUUUUGCAAAGCUAUGCCUCCCACCAGGCCGAAAGGGUGGACCUUUCUUCCCUGUUGCGCGAGACCUUAGCCUUCGAACCUCUGACCUGGUUGGAAGCUUUUGUGUUUUUCCUGGCGCUCCCGAAAUACAAGCCGGAGGGUGUUGAGAAAUGGCAACGGUUAGCGGAACACCGCUGGGAGAUGUACCAGCAGACACGUUAUCGGCUGCUGCCGUGA
Messenger RNA from Cladocopium goreaui, 1234 nucleotides. Lineage: Eukaryota; Dinophyceae; Suessiales; Symbiodiniaceae. The record is from the annotation of a GenBank genome assembly.